This is a messenger RNA of Penicillium soppii, 1587 nucleotides long. RefSeq names its product putative serine carboxypeptidase (gene cp9). The record is from RefSeq and is a predicted model, not a curated record. Gene Ontology annotation, biological process: proteolysis; apoptotic process. Gene Ontology annotation, cellular component: trans-Golgi network. Gene Ontology annotation, molecular function: serine-type carboxypeptidase activity. The coding region runs from base 1 to 1587 and encodes 528 amino acids. Lineage: Eukaryota; Fungi; Ascomycota; Eurotiomycetes; Eurotiales; Aspergillaceae. The transcript has 2 exons.
AUGAAUAUCUCGGCAUUCCUUUAUUUCUUCAAUUUGCUAUGGGCUACUCCCAGCGUUGUCUUCUCACGAGGACUUGAAAAAAAUACUCAAUUCAAAGUGGAUUCCUUGCCAGGCAUUGCCUCGUUGCCGGCUAGUUGGGCUGGUCGCCUCCAAGUUCCAGGAGCCGAGAGCGGGAAUGAGAUUUUCUUCUGGCUGUUUGGAUCAGAGACGCUGACAUAUGAUGAAAAUUUGAUCAUUUGGUUCAAUGGCGGUCCUGGCUGUUCAUCCUUGAUAGGGCUGGCGACAGGCAAUGGUCCCUUUUCGUUUAACGGCAACUCGACCAACCUCGUUCGCAAUCCACACUCCUGGACGCACCUGGGCAACGUGCUGUAUGUUGACCAGCCUGUCGGUACCGGCUUCUCAACGGCCAGCAAUCCUUACCCUGUUAAGGACAACGGCCAGGUAACAACCGACUUUGCUGCCUGGUUGAUCGAUUUCUUCGAAAAGUUCCCUCAUCUACGAUCAAAGAAGAUUCAUCUUAUGGGUGAAUCGUAUGCUGGAAUUUAUAUACCAUACUUUGCGUCCCAGCUUCUCAAAAGCAACAGCUCUGUGCCGUUCGACAUCCGUUCAAUGUCCCUGGGUGAUGGCUCGUGGGGAAAUGGGGCAGCCAUGUCCUCCGUCGCCACGGGCCAGUACCUCAGGUCACAAUCAUCCCUCCUUCGAAUCCCCGAGGACGUUCUCUCCGUCUUCUCCGAAGCAGAUGAAACUUGUGGCUUCAAUGGCGUACUAGCAAAGUCCGCCAUCUACCCUCCCCAGGGAAAGAUUGAGAUCCCGGGAAACCCAGAAUACUUCAACCUGAAACGUCAACGUCGGGACUUGACCAACGCCCUCAAUGCUACGUGCGACAUAGGACCUACGACUCCAGAAGAAAUUCGUACCUCAAUCUUCAAUUCAACCUGUUAUGGUCCUUGCGCUACCUUCUCCACAGCCAUGGAUCAUAUGACCACCAUAUCCACCACGAGCACAACUCGCGGUUGUUACGAUGUCUACGACAUCUCUCAUGAUUGCAGUUCCAUCUCCGCACUGCCAUUACUGGCAGAGUACUUCAGCCGUUCAGAUGUGCAGGCUGCCCUGCAUGUCCAGGACAGUGGACCUUAUAGCGCCUGCAACUCAACCAUCUUGGAAACUCUUCUUGCAGUAAGUUCCCCCGUGCCACCAGAAUACUCCAUUCUGCCAUCACUGGUUACUGAAUACAACAUCUCGCUACAUCUCUACUCCGGUGAGUGGGAUAUGCUGAUCAACCACUUCGGCGCGGAGCUGUCGCUGCAGAAUAUGACGUGGCGUGGUGCGCAGGGGUUUGCAAAGAAACCCAAUCAGUUAUUCUAUGCUGAUAAUGCAGCUCCAACUAAGACCAAGGUGUUGAAGUCCAAACCUGCUACCACUCUCGCGACUGCGACUGCUACGGCUUCUGCUGCAGGUACAUGGGGUGAGGAGCGUGGUGUCUCGUAUCAUCUCUUCCGCGGGGCUGGUCAUAGCGUGUUUGUGAAUAAGCCGCGCGAGAUGUUUUCGUUUGUGCGAGAUGUGGUCGUUGCUCGGAGGGCUGGUUGA